Molecule: messenger RNA, 1316 nt
Organism: Rhinichthys klamathensis goyatoka
Lineage: Eukaryota; Metazoa; Chordata; Actinopteri; Cypriniformes; Leuciscidae
Product: histamine H3 receptor
Exons: 3
Coding region: 68-1228 (386 amino acids)
Biological process (GO): adenylate cyclase-activating adrenergic receptor signaling pathway
Cellular component (GO): membrane
Molecular function (GO): histamine receptor activity
Source: RefSeq, a predicted model, not a curated record
AGACCAAUUCAUCCUUCAUGAGACACAUGAAAAAGACAAGCUCGAACUGAAGACCGUGAAGCUCUCGAUGGGUAACCAUCACGGCGAUCCCAACAUGACCCGUGAACACACGGUCAGUAACUGGACCGCCGUGAGGAGGGACUCGGGGUUCGCGGGUCCGGUGCUCGCGCUGCUCACGGUCAUGAUGGUCAUAUUGAUUACUGUGAUUGUAUGUGGCAACGCACUGGUCAUCGUCGCCUUCAAGAUGGACAAGAGUUUGCGCAAACAGAGCAAUUAUUUCCUACUGAACCUGGCAAUCUCAGACUUCCUCGUUGGUGCCUUCUGCAUACCCGUGUAUAUGCCCUACAUCUUGACGGGGAAAUGGAUGCUGGGUAAAGGACUUUGCAAGCUGUGGCUUGUCGUAGACUACCUUCUCUGCACUGCUUCGGUCUUCAACAUCGUACUUAUCAGCUACGACCGCUAUCUCUCCGUUACAAAAGCGGUGUCUUAUCGUGCCAAGCAAGGAAUGACCCACUUCGCUGUGGUGAAGAUAGCAGCGGUUUGGAUUCUGGCCUUCCUCCUGUACGGACCGGCCAUCUUAUUCUGGGAGCCGCUGACCGGCAGGAGUCGCGUGCCGGACAACGAGUGCUUCGCCGAGUUCUACUACACCUGGUACUUUCUGCUUUCUGCUUCCGUGGUUGAGUUCUUCUCGCCUUUCUUAUCCGUGGCUUUCUUCAACAUCAGCAUCUACCUCAGCAUCCGCCGGAGGAGACUCGGCAGUAAAAGAGAAUCCCGUUCUCCAAAGCGCCAGGACGCCUCGGCUCUGUACGGGAAGAGGACAGGCGUGAGCGUGCGGAUCUACUGGAACUCACUGACACUCAAAAAGACCGAAGACAGCGAGAAGAAGCGCUCCGAGAGCGACGGUCUGUCCAUGCGUUGCGUUCAGCGCUCGCGUCUGAGGCAGGACAAGAAGAUCGCGAAGUCCUUGGCGAUAAUCGUGUGUGUUUUCGCAGUGUGCUGGGCGCCGUACACUCUGCUGAUGAUCGUGCGGGCGGCGUGCAGAGGAGACUGUGUGUCGCAUCACUGGUACGAGGUGACGUUCUGGCUGCUGUGGCUAAACUCGGCGAUCAACCCGUUCCUCUACCCGCUGUGCCACAGCAGCUUCCGUAGGGCCUUCGUCAAGAUCCUGUGCCCUCGGCAGAGGACCACCAUACCCCUGACGGACCGUCCCUCCAGCACACACAGAUAGUGUCAGCGCACAUGUACUGGAAACACUGUUUAAAAAAAGAGGAUUCAAGUGUCUAUACAUUUAAAGGAAUGUUCCUGGUUCAAAACAA